UAAUGUACAGAGUUGUAUAGUCACAGUUGUCGAGUUGGUCCACUUUUGAUUCCAGCGACUCCGACCAAUCCAGUCGCUGGAGUUGGAAGUGGACCGACUCGUACGAUGAUUUAUGAUUUAGUGCGAGGAAUAGUGUUGUAGACCCAGCUUUAUUAUAUCAAAAUAUCUAACUUUGUUUGACACAGCCGUGUGUACAGUUGCCGAAUAUCUACAGUCCAAUGAAUUUGGUAUUAAACGCAAGUAUCGAGAUUUGAACAAUGGCACCUGAAUAUAAUAGAACAAAUAACUUCCAACUACAUAACAUUCCUCCUGUAUCGACAAGCAUGCCAUAUCCAUUUGUGUCCGCAACUAAUCAGCCUCCACCGGUGCCACCACGUUUUCAUACAGGAGGGUAUAAUACAGGAUAUAAUAUAGGAGGGUAUAAUACAGGAUAUAAUACAGGAUAUAAUAAUUAUAGACCACUUGGUGGCUUUAACUAUUUAAAUGGAGGAUUUGGAGGUGGUUACAGAAAUUAUGGUGGAAAUUAUGGAUAUAAUAACUAUGGACAUAAUAACUAUGGAUAUAAUUCUGGGGAUCCGUUUUAUCAUAUGUCCAUGCCUAAUAAUGUACCCUUUGGAAAUGCAGUAAAUAGCUUUCAGCAUUAUGUUGAAGAAACUACAAGACCAGUUGUCAGUGUAGUAGAUUCUGUAUUAAGUACAUUGUCGUCCAUCACUGCGGUGGUAGAAUCAUCACAUUUUGCUCUAAUCAAUUCGUUUCGGGCAUAUGAAUCUUUAGCAAAUAAUACCGGUCGAAUGCGCUCAACAUUUGGACAAAUAUUAAAAACGUUCAGUUUAAUCCGACUAUUGAAAUGGAUUUAUAGGAAAUUUCUAGCUUUGUUUGGUAGAGGAAAACAGGACAGGAUAAAUGAAAUGUUGUGGAAAAACUCCAUGUCACAAAUGACAAAUGAAGUUAAAGACCAUACGUCGGUAUUCGGGUGGCAUAUGAGCUUUCUGCUCACCACCAUUUUCGCCAUCAUUCCAUAUUUAAUUUUCAAGAUCAUGAGCAAUGUUAGACGGUUUCAAUUUCAACCAAGUAAUCCGUCAACUUGGUUGAAGAGUGAGCGUACUGUUCCAGUAGCAAUAGCAAAGUACGAUUUCAUGCCAGUUUCUAAUGAGGAAUUGACUCUGAAGGUUGAUCAGAAGAUAUGGUUGGCACCACAGCCUGUGCAAGACAAGAACCCGCCAGGUUGGGUCAUGGCCACUGAUGGUAAAACUGUCGGUUUAGUACCUAGGAACUAUAUAGAGAUAACAGGGCAGUUAAUGAAAGCAAACAAACUAAAAGAAGAAAUUGACACUGAAAUGACGGCAUCUGACAAUAUUGCUUCUGAAGAUGUGGCAUCUGAUCAAACCACUAGUUAACAAUAUUGAAAAUGACAUACUUUGUUCCGAAUAUACUGAGGAUGAUUUCGUUUCAGUAGAUUAAUUCUGCAUCACGUUAAUUUUAAAAGCAUAUGCCAUGCUAUAUCUUUAUAUUAUAUAUACGACUGAGAUAUUAAAUAAUACAUA
Dinoponera quadriceps is the source of this 1544-nucleotide messenger RNA. RefSeq names its product peroxisomal membrane protein PEX13 (gene Pex13). The transcript has 6 exons. Gene Ontology annotation, cellular component: peroxisomal membrane; peroxisome; peroxisomal importomer complex. Gene Ontology annotation, molecular function: protein binding. The record is from RefSeq and is a predicted model, not a curated record. Bases 258 to 1397 code for a protein of 379 amino acids. Gene Ontology annotation, biological process: protein import into peroxisome matrix, docking. Lineage: Eukaryota; Metazoa; Arthropoda; Insecta; Hymenoptera; Formicidae.